CGCCACCGCCGCCACCAGCACCAUGAGCGCCCCGGACACCGCCACCCUGAGCGCCCCGGACACCGCCACCGCCACCCUGAGCGCCCCCGACACCGCCCGCGCCGGCCCCAGCCUCGCCCCGCUGCUGCACACCCUGCAGGACCCCGCCGCCCCGCCGGGAGAGCUCACGGACGCGCACCUCACCAUCGUCAGUCGCCUGAGUGGUGAAGGAGGCAAAGCAUUCAGUGCAGAUGUCAGAAAACACUUUCCUCAACUCUGCAAGGUGUUUAAGGCACACAUUUCCAGCCCAAACUUGGAGCUCAGUAAUGCAGCAUUGCAGGCCUUGGGAUUCUGCACUUUUAAUUCAGCUAAUACAGCUGAGUUAUCUGCCGCUGAAAUGCAGGACUUGCUGUCGGCGGUGAACGGCGUGGCUGUGACAUCUUCGGACAAAAACACUCGCACUCGGGCACUUUGGGUCAUCUCUAAGCAGGCCUUUCCUCCUGAAAUUGUCCAAAAGGAGGUGUCCAGUAUUCUGUCUACCCUGGAGACAAUCCUUACCAAAGGGGAUGUGCAGUCUGUUGUGGUUGAAUAUGAAGCACUUAAUGUCAUCAUACGCCUGAUGGAGCAAAGCCCAGCCCAGAUGGCAGAGGAGGCUGUGAGGUGGGCAAAGCUCAUCAUCCCUCUGGUUGUCCACUCGGCUCACAAGGUGCAGCUGCGAGGGGCCACUGCCCUGGAGAUGGGAAUGCCACUGCUCCUGCAGAAACAGCAGGAGGUGGCAGCUGUCACCGAGCACCUCAUGACCACAAAGUUGAUUUCUGAGCUGCAGAAAUUGUUCUCCACCAAAAACGAGACCUUCGUGCUGAAGUUGUGGCCGCUGUUCGUCAAACUGCUUGGAAAGACUCUUCAUCGUAGCGGGAGUUUCAUCAACUCCCUGCUGCAGCUGGAGGAACUUGGCUUUCGGAGUGGCUCCCCAGUGGUGAAGAAGAUCGCCUUCAUUGCAUGGAAGAGUCUCAUAGAUAAUUUUGCUCUAAACCCAGAUAUCCUGUGCAGUGCUAAGAGGCUGAAGCUGCUGAUGCAGCCCCUGAGCUCCAUCCACGUGAGAACAGAGGCUCUGGCACUCACCAAGCUGGAGGUCUGGUGGUAUUUACUGGUGAGGCUGGGAACUCACCUGCCCUCAAACUUUGAACAGGUCUGUGUCCCGUUAAUCCAGAGUACUCUGAGUGUGGAUCCUGCUGCUGCAUUCCCAGGAACCCCCUCCCGCCUCCCGGCCAACCAGAGCUUGGGCUCAGCCACCCCUGGGCAGAAAGCAGGUCCUUACCCGUUUGUGAGUCCAGCCACGCCCAGGAUAAACCUGAAUUCCAGCUCCUCAGGGAUGGUGGUGUUUCCUUCCAUCCAGCUCCUGGGCAUUGAAAUGCUGCUGCACUUCUUGAUGGGACCAGCAGUUUUAGACUUUGCCAAGCAGAACAAACUCGUGCUCAGUUUAGAGCCUCUGCAGUCCCCCCUGCUCAGCAGCCCUUCUUUUUUUUGUAAGCAUGCCAGCACUCUCAUCAGUGCAGUGCAGGAUGGCUUCAUUGCAGUUGGAAAAGAAGUUCCUGAUUGUAUGCUGAAUGUUAUAUGGAAGGACAUAAAUGGAUAUGUAAAAACAGCAAUUGAAUCAGGAAAUAAGAAAGAGAAGCAAGGGUCAGAAAUCCUGACUAUGCUGCUCCAGGCCUUAAAAAACACUGUGAGGUCGAGCUCCCUUCCUGUGCAGAAAAUCCUGUCCCUCAUUGACAUUACUGUCAAGGAGUUGCCUCCAAAAGUGUUGGGAUCACCAGCCUACCAGGUGGCUGAUAUGGAUCUUUUAAAUGGAACACCAGCUUUGUUCCUAAUCCAGCUGCUUUUCCAUAACAACCUCCUGGAAUGCUGUGUAACAGAUGAGAGAUUCUUUGUGAUUCUGGAAACACUUGUGGGUUGUGCCCUGUCUGGCCCCACGUCUCCCCUGGCUUUCAGUGAGUCUGUGAUCUGUGUCAUCAACCAGAGCUCCAAGCAGGUGGCAAACAAGGAGCAUCUCUGGAGGAUGUGGAGCAUUGUUGUAAAUCCACUGACAGAAUGGAUUAAUCAGACCAAUGAAGUGAAUCAGGGGGAUGCCCUGGAACACAACUUCAGUGCUGUGUACAGUGCAUUGCUGCUGCCAGUGUCACACAUCUUCCCCACCCAGGGCUUUCCCCAGCCCAGCAUGAGGUCGCUGCUGCGCUCGUGGGCCGAGCUGUACCGCGCCUUCGCCCGCUGUGCCGCCCUGGUGGCCACGGCCGAGGACAACGUGUGCUGUGAGGAGCUGGCUGCCAAAGUGCUGGCUGGGCUCCAAGGUGAAGCUCCAGGAAUGUUUUCCAUGAUGGAAGGGCUCACCCACGUUGUGUCAGUCAUGGUUGAGUGCAUCAACUUUGCUCCAUAUGGUACCAAAUACCAGCCAAAAACCAGAUCUCCACAGACACCUUCAGAUUGGUCCAAGAAGAAGAAGGAGGAGCCCCUGGGCAAACUUUCCUCCCUGUUCAAGCUGCUGGUGACGUUGCUGGACUCGUUCCACGUGCUCAGCCCCCAGGAGAGCUGCUGGGAGACGCUGCUCUCCGUGGGGCCCUCGCUUCUGGCUGCUCUGCACACCAUCAUCAGCCACAUCUCCCUGCCCUCACUCCUGGCCACCACCCUGGCCACCUUUGCCAACCCCCUGGCGGGGUUUUACGAACAAACCAGGCUCCCUGAGGUACCCAAAGUCUACAGCAACCUCAACAACAAGCUUGAGAAGCUGCUGGCAGAGAUCCUGCAGUGUCUGCAGUCCCACUGCACGGGCUCCUACGACAGUGAGAUGCUGGAGCAGCUCUGCCCUCUGCUCUGUGCAGGGUUCCAGCACAGGAGCAAACAGCUCAGGAACCAGUGUGCCCAGUUCUGGAACUGCACCUUUGCCAAGGCUGCCUCCCUCACGUACCCUGAGCAGUUAAAAUCCGUGCUAAGCCAAGCCAAAAAGAAAGUUCCUCUCCUGCUGCCUGGCUUUGAGAGCAUUGAGAUGGGUGAAGAAUGCAGUGGGCCCUUCUCUGACACGGUAAAUGCCUUGAUGGAGAAUUCCCAGCUGGAUGCAAAGAUCAGUGGAAUGGAAGUGAAGCUGGCUCAGAAACGAGGUUCCAUGCUGGCACACGUGAGUGACCAGAAAACUGAGGGAAAAGACAAGUCCAACAACGUGCAAGUAACACCUGCAAAGUUAAAACUGGAAUUUUCAUCUUCGAAGACUCCAAGUGAGGUGCUUCUGGAAGAGGAGAAAUCGGCUGAUUUUGUCUUUAUUCCUCCAGAAACAAAAGCAAGAGUAUUGACAGAACAUCAGAAGGAAGUGCUGAGGUCAAAGAGGGUUGAUAUUCCUGCCAUGUACAACAAUUUGGAUGCAUCACAGGACACCACCUUAUUUUCUCAGUAUACUCAAAGCCAGGAGGACUCUUUGGAAGUAUCACCUUUAAUAGAAAAUGCCAAAGAAGAUGCUGAAAGCAAACCUCAGGAAGAAAAUGCGAGGAGUGAGGGGUGUCCCUCAGGGGAGAGCUCAGCUCCCACCAGCGAGGGGGAGUCCCAGAACAGCACAGCCCAGGUGACUGCAGAGGAGCCAUCAGCUGGAGAGCAGUUAGAGACAAGCUCUGUGGAAGCAGCUUCCAAGGAGAGCUCGACAGGGAACGAAAACACUUCCAACGUCAGCAACAGCUCAGCUUCCAGUGACGUCAUUUCUGGCACCCCCCAGCCCGUGAGCCGCCGGCAAUCCUUCAUCACCCUGGAGAAGUUCAGCGGGGCAGAGAGCAGGCCCUUCAGCCCCUCAGCCCUCCCCCCCUUCUCAGAGCCGGCUGGGGGUGCUGCCCUGGCGGGCAAGCAGGAGCAGGGCGGUGCCAAAGCAGAGAAACCUGCAGAGGAAAACAAGAAGCCUUCGAAGCCGGAGCCCGAGCCCGUGCUCGCCGCCAUCCGCAGGCUCACGCGCCGCCAGAGCAAGAUGGAGCUCCAGGGCAACAAAUCCAAGGUGCUGAACAGGUCAGAACAGGAGUCUCUGGCCUCUGACAGCAUGGAAAGCACUCCUGAGCUGUGCUCCACCGUGGAGGACGUGGAGCACAUCCUGCUGUCCCAGUCACAGGCGCUGCACUCCACGGACGCCGACAUCAGGAAGGUCGAGGACACCAUCGCGGAGAUAGAGAGGGCCCGGGCCUUGGACAUGGAUUCCAAGGAGAACACCCCCCCAGACACCACCAUCUCCCCUGACCAGGCCACGGGUGAGGACACCCAGGUGCCACAAGUGUCCCCUCAGCAGAAGGUGCUGCGGCGCUCCCUGAGGCGCCGCUCGGAGACCGCGGAGAGCUCCUCGGGGAGCCAGGACAAGGAGGACGGGAUCCAAAGGAGGGACAGGCGGAAAGAGGACGACAAAGCUGGGCAGAAGAAGGGGGCCCAGCCUAAGGAUGAUGGAUCCCAAAAGCAGAAGGGAGUUUCUGGGAGAACAGCAGAAAACACGAGUGCAAAAGAGAGCAGGCAAGCUGGGAGAGCUGCAGAGGAGCGGAGCUCCAAGGGCUCUCCUGCUUCCAGGGGCCUCGAUGGGGAAGGGAGCAGGAGUGGCAGGAGGGCAGAAGAGCCCCUGAAGGCUGAGGGGGAGGGUCAGGACAGCAGCCUGAAGGUGGUGGAGCGCCCACGGUACCACACCAGGAGAUGUGCCCAGGGAUUGCUCUCCAGCAUAGAGAACUCGGAGGCUGAGGGCUCUGCCAAGGAGGAAAGCACAAGGAAGAAAAAACACGGGAAAGUGAAAACCAGAAGUGACUCUCUGGAAGGUAAAUUGAAAGAUGGGCAGCCAGGAAGCCAUAGCCAGGAGGUGUCUUCCCAGGGAAAUGAAACUAAGAGCCCACUGGAAGCAAAUAAAGGGGAAGCUGAAGUCAGCACAGCUGAACCGUGUGGCCUUGAAAACCAGGGAAUUCCUCCCACUGCUGGUGAAGUUGUGGGAUCUGCCAGCCCUGGGAAUCCACCUGCUGCUCAGAGCAUCAGUGAGGAGCAAAAGCAGAGCGACACAGUGAUGGAGUCACUGCCCAGCCCCUCUGUGCCUGAGCAGGACGGGACAGCAGCUCAGGAGAGCCAGGAGGAGGAGAAGCAGGCGAGCCCAGGGGGCUGUGCUCCAGCAGCAGAUGCUUCCUCUCUGCAAACACCCCAGUGUCACAGCAAGAGGAGCAAGAGGGCCAAAAAAAGCAAGAACUGUGAUUGCUGCUUUAAAAAGCCAAAGCAACAAAUCACAUCACUGACUGAAUCCAGGAAGAGGAAAACUCCAGAGCUGGACGAGCCCCAGAGCCCCCCGGCUCAGACACCUGCAGGGGACUCAAAGCUGUGUGAGCACUCGGAUUUGGAGGAAAGCUUCUCCCUGGCCCCCUGUGCCAUGAGCACUCCAGUGCAUCCCCCAGAGGAGCCCUUGGGAAGCCAGGGAAUGUCUGUGGAUGAGCUGCAAGGAAGCAGUGUCGGGAUGGAGGUGGAGCCAGGGAGUGCAGAGUGCUCAGCAGGGCAAACCGGUGACUUCAUAGAGGAGAUAAAGGGACCUGCUCAUCAGAAGGAGCCAACGGAGCAGGUUCUGCCAGAGGGGGUUCCAGGGGAGCCUGGGGAGAGCUGCCUGGCCAUGGAGAGCCAAGGGGAGGGAGCAGCAGCUCCAGAAAAGGAUGGACCAGCAACCCCAGAGAAAGAAAGAACAGUGGCUCCAGAAAGGGAGGGACCAGCAGCUCCAGAGGAGGAGGAAACAGCAGCUCCAGAAAAGGAAUUAUCAAAGGCUCCAGAGGAGGAGGAGCCAGCAGUUCCAGAGAAAGAAAUAACAGUGGUUCCAGAGAAGGAGGGACCAUUGGCUCCAGAAAGGGAGGGGCCAGCAGCUCCUGAGAAGGAGGAGCCAGGAGCUCCAGAAAAGGGUGGUCCAUCCACUCCAGAAAAGGAAAUCAUUGUGGCUGCAGAGCAGGAGGAACCAGCAGCUCCAGAAAAGGAUGUACCAGCAGCCCCAGAGCAGGAGCAACCAGCAGCUCCAGUGAAGAAGGAAACAGCAGCUCCAGAGCAGGAAGAAAUAAGUCAGAAUGGACAGCUGGAGGAGGUGCCUGAGGAACUGCCUGUUGAUAGCAAACCUGAGGAGAAGGAGAUCAGCAAUCUAAAGGGCAAUCAGGAUGAUGAAGGAGAAGCUGAGGAUACCACAGGAGAAACUUGUGUUAUUCCAGAGAAAGAGAUGAAGGAGGAGUUAUUGGAAACUGAUAUAACAAUGCCUGAAAACGUGGCCGUGGAAGAUCCCCGUGCGGAGUCGCCUCUGAAGGCAGGUGGUGAUUCUCUGGUGCUGGUGAAUGAGAGCCCCACCAGCAUCCAGGCCCGCUGCACGUGGUCUCCCUCAGCUUCCCCUUCCACCAGCAUUCUGAAGAGAGGGGCCAAAAGAAGCCACCAGGACGAUGACUCCCUGUCACCUGCUCACAAGAUCCGUCGGGUGUCCUUUGCAGAUCCCAUUCACCAGGCGGGGCUGGCGGACGACAUCGACAGGAGGAGUCCCGUGGUCAGAUCCCACUCCUCCCCCUCUUCCAGGAGCCUGAAAAUCCUCUCCAACAUUCAGACCAAGCACAUUACCACUCCAACCAAAGGAUUUCUGUCCCCAGGAUCCCGUACCCUUAAAUUUAAGAGCUCAAAGAAGUGUUUAGUAAGAAGUGCUUUGCUUCAUGUUUCCCUUCUUUUUUUUUUUUUUUGUUUUCCCUGUAUUCAGUCAUGUGACAGUGAAUUUAACACCUUCCCUGGGUUAUUCCAGAUCACAGAAAUGGCCAAGGAGCCUCUGCCAUGCCCUGUGGAACACGUGUACCCAGCCCUGGCUGGCUGCAAAGCUCCCGUUGAUGUCAUCUUACCCCAGCUCACAUCAAACAUCUGUGCCAGAGGUUUGGGGCAGCUCAUCCGAGCCAAGAACAUCAAGACCGUGGGGGACCUGAGCUGUCUGACAGCCCUGGAGAUCAAAACCCUUCCCAUCCGCUCUCCCAAAGUCUCCAACCUCAAAAGAGCCCUCAAGGGAUAUCAUGAGCAACAGGUGAAGUCUCGAGUGUUGGAGGAAAUGGUGGUGCUUGAAGAUGCUGAGAAGCCUGUAAAUGAUGUGGAGGAUAAACCACUCUGUGCAGAUGAAGAAAAGCUUGGAACAGAGCCGACCGAGCCGGCCGUGCCCGCUGCGAGCGAGCAGCCCCCGGCAGAUCUCCUGAGCCAGAUCCAGGCCCUCUCUGCCCAGCUCAGCUCCCAGGAUCUCCACAGCUACUCUGGGAGCCAGCUCUUCGAGAUGCAGGAGAAACUUGCUGGCAUGUCCACCUGCAUCCUGAGAAACCUGCAGUCCCGCUGGAAAUCACCACCCCCCGACAGCUCCCAGUAGCUGCUUCCCGGGGCUCAGGAAAGGAGGAUUUUGUUACAACAGGUUUUUUUCCCCACACACACACACCUUGUUUUUCUUUCUGGUGAAUUACUCCUUAAAUUGUGCAUUUUGAACAGAAGGUGUUUUUUAACACUUACAUGAAUUUGUUGUCAUGGGGUUGGUUUUUAUUCCCUUAUUCUUUUUUGUUGUUGGUGGUUUUUAUCCCCCCUAAUUUGUGGGCCUGUUUCCUCCCUGUCAGAGGCAUUUGUCUGGUGUUGCUAUGCAUAUUUCUUUCAGGCAGUGGAAGAAAACUUGACAAGAGUUGUGCAAUAGCAAAGAGACUGUGAAACCAAACCAACAGAGUAGUUAAAUUAUUUUUGUCAAACCCGAAGUGUUCUUAGCGCUGCAAACUCUUCCCGUGGGGUCAGAGCUCCAUCUCCCAGCUCUGCUCCUCUGCUGCCCCGGGGGGUUCCUCUGAGCUGCUCACACUCUGCCUGGGAGGUAAGCUGGGUGUAAUUCCUUACAGCAGGAACCUGGGAUUUGUACUGGAUCUAUUUUUCCAUGUAUUUUUGUAAAGACUCCCACUGAGAAGUGACAAAAGGGGCGUGUCCGGACUCUGCAGAGCCUCCCAGGCUUUGGCCGUGUCCUGGGGUGGCAGCAGUUUCUCCUGCUGGAGAGGACUUUUUCCUUGGGGGAAAUGAAUGAAUUUGGCAAGAAGCUUCUUGUAUAUUGUGUACAGACUGACAGCAGAUGUUUGGUUACUAAUUUAUGAUGAGGGUUUUAAUUGUAUGGAAUUGCUGCUUCUGGGAGACCUUCAGCGAGAAUUCCCUCGGGAAUGCUGAUCUGUAUAUAUUGGACUGUGGCUAUCACAGGGGCUGUUCAUUGGAAGGAACUGCUGCAGGUGGUUUUAGGACUUACACGUGGGCAAAUAAAAGAGAAAAUAGUUCCCAGA
Molecule: messenger RNA, 8297 nt
Organism: Myiozetetes cayanensis
Lineage: Eukaryota; Metazoa; Chordata; Aves; Passeriformes; Tyrannidae
Gene: RIF1
Product: replication timing regulatory factor 1
Exons: 34
Coding region: 23-7366 (2447 amino acids)
Biological process (GO): telomere maintenance
Cellular component (GO): nucleus
Source: RefSeq, a predicted model, not a curated record